Messenger RNA from Zymoseptoria tritici IPO323, 2019 nucleotides. RefSeq lists its product as uncharacterized. The record is from RefSeq and is a predicted model, not a curated record. The coding region runs from base 124 to 2019 and encodes 631 amino acids. Lineage: Eukaryota; Fungi; Ascomycota; Dothideomycetes; Mycosphaerellales; Mycosphaerellaceae. The transcript is spliced from 3 exons.
UUUUCACAUUCCAGCCCUCCGUUCUGUGUGCGACUCGAGUCGUUCCCAUCUGCACGGACGGAAAACGCAGGUGUGUUUCACAAACAAAUCUUGGAAACGCCUUUGACAGCCGUUCCCUGAAUCAUGACGAGUUUGGUCAAAAGACAAACGAACGAUUUCCUCCCUCGACAUGGUCGGACCCAGGACUCUGGAACGCGCUCCAUCAUGAAUCGGCUCUACUGGCUCGGCCGCAUCGCAGUCGCAACGUGCUGCACUCUGGCAUUGGUCCUGCUCGUGGUAUGGCAUCGAGAGUAUAUCCCUGCGGUCUGGCAUGAUGACCCUGACCCUGCCGAGCCUACCAUUGCGCGGGAACCCUUCCACAAGCCUUUGCCUCACAUCCGCCGCAUUGCUUGUAAAGGACCACGAGGCUUGCGCUUGGAUGACCGGGACUCUCGUGACCUACAGCGGCCUCUGAAAGCUCUGCCCGGAGCCCUGAAUGUCACAAUCUUCCCACGGCCGACAAUCGGCUCAUACGAAGAACUGGGACUGGAAAAGUCGUGGAUGUCCUUUGCGCAGCGAUAUGGACCUUAUGGCUAUGGCGAGCAGGAGACCUCGUACGACUUUCCGAGAGUUAACUGGAACAAGGUCGAUUGGGGCGCACUACAGACCGAGUGUUUGCAAGACAAUGAGCGCAUGUUUGGCGCAUCGAACCAGAGCAUUGGCGAGAAUAGAUUUCGACUUCGAAACGAAACCACUGCGCCCAUCUUGCCUCCAACUUCGAGGACGGGCCGACAUGCUAUUGUAAUGCGGACAUGGAGUACUUACGUCUACAAAGAUGAAGACUACUGGAAUCUUCGCUCGAUCAUCAAUGAAGCCAGUCUGGCGACUGGAGGAAAGUACAGCGUCAUCUUGCUUGUUGAUGUCAAGUGCAAAGGCUGCGAGACUAUUCACAGCGACCCAAGCAAAUACCAGCGGGUACUCGAGGAGUCAGUCCCGAAGGAAUUCCGCAACAUCGCAGUUCUUUUCCAUCCGAAACUUCAAGAGAGCUGGUACGACAAGAUCGGAGAGUAUAAACCGUUCUGGCAGAUCAUGCAGCCUUUACAGCUGCUUGCGCACUUCUACAACGACUUCGAUCAUUACUGGCAAUUCGAAAUGGACACUCGCUUCACGGGCCACGUAGGCGAUAUGCUCGAGGCUUUCGAUCGAUUCGGGGCAGCGCAGCCGUACAAGCAAGCGCUGGAGAGGGCAUCGUUCGCUUACGUUCCGAAAAUCCACGGUACCUACGAAAAGUUCACCAAGGCCAUCGACGAAGCGAGCAAAGGCAGUAGCUCAGUGUGGGGUCCGGUCAAAGUUAAGGACGUCACGCCCAUCGGACCCACGCCGUUAAUGCAGGAUCCACGGAACGGCUCUUUGGAAUGGCGAGUCGGAGAAGAAGCCGACCUCCUCGUACUCGGCCCCAUCACCGACGUCCGUACCUCACACUGGCCAUUCGGAUACUGGCGUACAGGCGACCUCAAAGACUACGACAACCUCCCACGCUACCUGACAACCCCCGCACAAGCACGAGCAUCCUGGGAACUACUCGAAGGCAUCCACCGCGCACAACACGAUCACGGCAUAGCAGUAGCCAGCGAGUCCACCCUGCCCUCCUUCGCAGUAUGGCUCGGUCUCAAAAUCGUCUCACUUCCAAUCCCCAAAUUCCAAUUCCCCGAACGAGACAUCUUGGAACUGUCAAGCGUCAUGAACGGCGAAGGCUACGGCGACGGGAUCGCGAGAGGCAUCGAUUUGCCGUUCUUCGUUCGGCCGUUGACGUGGAGUUGGUGGAGCUCGCUGUGCGAUCCGGUUUUCGAGCGGUGGAUGGGACUGCAGCCGGAACAUUUCAAGGGAGAUGGUGGAGAGCAUACGCACCCGGAGUAUGUGGAGGUGCCGAAUGAGCUGCCUUGGUUUAUGGCGGAGGUGAAUGGGACGGUUUAUAUGCCUGGGGUAAGUGGUCUUUUUUUUUGUGUGUGUUUAAUUGAUGUUGGAGUGGGUCGGUACUGA